UGUGCGGUGGGCCCCACAGCAGCUUUGUUGACCAAGGGAGACUUCUAGUUUAGUUGCGGCUCUAGCAGUAUAAUGGUUUAGUCUGAGGUGCGAAACACCUUAGCAUGUCUCCUGUCAUACGUAAGCGUGACACCGGUCCUUCCACACAGAGCGAUCCUCCCCAGUCAGGACUCAGCAGGAUGCGUUCUUAACGGUGCGACAGCGUUAUUGCCAUGCACGUCGUCAGCAAUUGAGUAAACCAAUCAAUAGACACAGCGAUCAACAAGCGUAUUACCGCAGUAAUGUAAAAAUGGCGAGACUGCUUCACAACUUGCUGUUGUUGACAGUCGGACUGACGCUGAAGAUCAGAGUUAUGGGAUACUGGUCUCUCAUUUACGGAUAUUGCGCGCUGUGUACGGGCGUAGCGCUACUCAAACUUGGCUGGAAUAUCAUCCUACGACCGUCAACAACCUUUCAGUGGACAAUUCGUGAGACACCCCCCGCGUGCCUGAAUGACACGUCCUUGGGAACCCACUGUUAUGUUAGGAUCAAGGAGUCUGGACUCAGAUUUCACUAUGUUGCUGCCGGGGAACGAGGAAAGCCACUUAUGCUGUUUCUGCAUGGAUUCCCAGAGUUUUGGUUCUCCUGGCGUCACCAGCUGAGGGAAUUUAAAAGCGAGUUCCGUGUUGUUGCCGUGGAUAUGCGAGGCUACGGAGAGUCUGACCUGCCCUCCUCCACUGAGAGCUACCGACUGGAAUACCUUGUCACUGACAUCAAGGACAUUGUGGAGUAUCUGGGAUACAACAGAUGUUUUCUUGUGGGGCAUGACUGGGGUGGCAUCAUUGCAUGGCUCUGUGCAAUUCACUACCCUGAAAUGGUGACAAAACUCAUAGUGCUGAAUAGCCCACACCCCUGUGUGUUCACUGAUUAUGCCCUUCGACACCCGAGCCAGAUGCUCAAGUCAAGUUAUUACUUUUUCUUCCAAUUGCCAUAUUUCCCAGAGCUUAUGCUCUCCAUCAAUGACUUCAAGGCGCUGAAGAGUUUAUUCACCAGCCGCAGCACAGGCAUCAGUUGUAAGGGUCGCUGGCUCACCACAGAAGACCUUGAAGCAUAUCUGUAUGCCCUCUCCCAGCCAGGGGCCCUCACCGGCGCCCUCAACUACUUCAGAAAUGUCUUCAGUGUCCUUCCACUGAGUCAGAGUGAGGUGAGGUCUCCUGUUUUGCUGCUGUGGGGAGAAAGAGAUGCCUUCAUGGAGCAGGACAUGGCAGAGGCCUGCCGUCUGUACAUUAGAAACCAUUUCCGCCUAAACAUCAUCUCUGGAGCCAGCCACUGGCUACAGCAAGACCAACCUGACAUUGUCAAUACACUCAUAUGGACUUUCAUCAAGGAGGGAGAGGGCCGGAAAAACUACAGGAACUUAUAAUGAGGUUCUUCUCCCUCAGGCCUUGUCUGACGAGUGGACCAGGGUUUAUGCCUGUGAAAACAAACCAAUUUAAUGAUUAAUGCAAUCAUCAUUUUAAAUUUGAUACAUCUAAGGUAUAGAAACAAAAGUAACUUAAAUAAAGCGAAAAAGAACAAAAGCACAGUUUUAUUGGAGGGGUUGCUUGGAGAGUAGUGUGUUUGAUCUAUUUUUCUCAAGUUUGCACAUGACAUUUGCCUUAAAGUUUAUUGGUGACAGUAUUUUAAAGUGUGUUGCAAAAUCUCUGUAAGUUGUAUUGUGUGAUGCCUUUUGACAUACCAUUUUUGCAACGUAAAAGAUGUGCCAUGUUUUUUGAGACUGAACUGUAGGGUUGUCAGCCAUUUGUAUCAUCAGAUUUGCUACUCUCUUCUCUAAACACAAUCUUAUGGGAGUCCCAAAACCCUACACGUAUUUAUCAGGUAGUGUUGUCUUGUGAAAAAUAUUGUUCCUGGUCUUUUUUGUAUUUUUUGACAAUACUUUGCUUAAACAUGUGAGAAUGUUAUUUUGAUCUUCCUGUAUGAUAAAACAAAGUGAUGUUUCAAUAUUGUACACUUUUUUGUAUCUCUUCCUAAACGCUGCAUCUAAGAAAGUAGAAACCAGCUCUGCACCAUUUUGAUUUGAUUUUAUAAGCAAAUAAAUAAUA
This is a messenger RNA of Xyrauchen texanus (razorback sucker), 2081 nucleotides long. It is a transcript of the gene ephx4, whose product is annotated as epoxide hydrolase 4. The coding region runs from base 290 to 1402 and encodes 370 amino acids. Lineage: Eukaryota; Metazoa; Chordata; Actinopteri; Cypriniformes; Catostomidae. The record is from RefSeq and is a predicted model, not a curated record. Gene Ontology annotation, molecular function: hydrolase activity. The transcript is spliced from 7 exons.